Protopolystoma xenopodis is the source of this 423-nucleotide messenger RNA. The record is from the annotation of a GenBank genome assembly. Lineage: Eukaryota; Metazoa; Platyhelminthes; Monogenea; Polystomatidea; Polystomatidae.
AUGACGAACAAUUCUCAAAAUACUCUUUUCUCAAUAGAUUCAUCAUGCUCUCGGUGUACACUUUCUGGGAGGCAUCGGCCCUAUCUCUGCUCAUUUACCCUCUCCUCCUUUCGCGACUCUUCUUCGCCCAGUUACCACCAGCAGCCAGCCUCAGUCUCUUGGCCGCCAUUUCCUUCACGUACCUGCGCUCACCUGUUCCCCGGUGAGCAGAUCGCCUCCAUUCACCACCCCCAACGCCAGGUAGGCCAGGCCACAGGCGGUGCCGAAGCAGAAUGGCAGCGAAAACCAGAUGAGCCCACCAAAAAUGAAGCCGUACACGGCCUGAUUCGGCUUGGCCGAAGCACUCGCCUGCCAAUAGGGUUGGUUGCUGAGGAUGAGGGAGAUGACGCCUGCAAAACAGGACAAAUUAAACAAGUCCAUUGA